AUUCCUUAUGCAAAAAAAUUAUUACUAUAAUUAGAUCCUAAAGGAAGAGAAAUCGAAUUUAUUUUAAAUGGCCGAUCCGCGGUUCCAAACACCAUACAACGAACCACCAUAUCCAUAUGGAUUACCACCACCACCACACCUAAACGCACCACAAGGUCCAUAUCCAACUCAACCUCCACAUUCUUAUCCACCUAAUAUUGGUCCACAGUGGCAAGGAGGAGAUGGUUACCCAUAUGGAAAUUAUAAUGAAAAUCCACAUUCUAAUAGUAACAACAUUGGUGGUGAAGGUGGACGCAUGGAGAAUCAAUUCGCUGCAUCAAGCUUCAGUGAUAAAAAAAUUCGUCAUGCAUUUAUUCGUAAAGUAUAUUUUACUCUUAGUGUGCAAUUAUUAUUCACAUUUGGGAUCGUAUGUAUUUUUUGUCUUAUGUAAGUAAUAAUAUUCAAUGGAAUUAAUUUAUUUCUGUUAGUAAACCUGUAACGAUUUGGGUACGUCGUAAUCCAUGGUUCUACUAUUUAGCCUAUGCAAUAUUUUUCGUAACGUAUUUGGUACUUGGCUGUAUUGUAAGUGUACGAAGAAGAUUCCCUGGAAAUUAUAUAUGCUUAACUGUAUUUACAUUGGCAUUAUCUUAUAUGGCUGGUUCAAUUGGUGCAUUCUACGGAGCUGAAGCAGCUUUAAUUUCUGUAGCACUGACAUUUGCUCUAUGCAUCUGCAUAACUCUGUUUGCAAUGCAAACACGUUUUGAUUUUACAAUGUGCUCUGGUUUUUUAUUUGUAUUUAGCUGUGUUGUUAUGCUUACUGGGAUUGCAAUCAUGAUUGUAUACUUUGUUCUGGGACCAAAUAAGAUUCUACAGGGCGUUUAUAGUGGUAUCCUAACCCUAUUAUUUGGUUUGUAUUUGGCUUACGAUACACAACUAAUAAUGGGUGGAAGAGAAUUUGAACUUGAACCAGAAGAGUAUAUAUUUGGUGCAAUGCAACUUUAUGUGGAUGUUGUAUUCAUGUUUAUGGCUAUAGCUGGUAUUGCACGUGCAGCUUCGUGAAUCAAUAACUAAACCGAUGAAUCAAUACAAAAGCGUAUAUCUGAUAACCUACACUUAUUAUUAUUAUUAUUACCAAAGGAUAUAAUUUUCCUUGUUUAAAAUGACAGUGAUUAUUACGUAUACAGAAUAAAUAAAUAUAAUCAAUAAUUUGAUAAUAAUCUAGACGAAAAACUAACAGAUUAUCAUUAUUUUGUGAAUAUGUACAAAAUGUAAUCUAUUUUCUUAUUUGUUUUAACGUGUCAUUAUUUGUACUUUAAUGACUUGAACCAUGUAUGAAUUUUGAAAAACAAAUUUAUUGACCGAAAUCAACAAUAAACUUUAUGGAAUAUUCGUAACCUAAGUAUUUCUUAUUCAGUAUAAAUGCGUAAAUCAUCAUUGAAAUAUCAAUAAUAAAUAAAAUUGGGUAUUGAAUUCCUUGA
Schistosoma haematobium is the source of this 1457-nucleotide messenger RNA. RefSeq names its product Protein lifeguard 3. NCBI's taxonomy places the organism in Eukaryota, Metazoa, Platyhelminthes, Trematoda, Strigeidida, Schistosomatidae. Gene Ontology annotation, cellular component: membrane; endoplasmic reticulum; Golgi apparatus. Bases 631 to 1038 code for a protein of 135 amino acids. Gene Ontology annotation, biological process: negative regulation of apoptotic signaling pathway. The record is from RefSeq and is a predicted model, not a curated record. The transcript has 7 exons.